This is a messenger RNA of Erythranthe guttata (spotted monkey flower), 1667 nucleotides long. It is a transcript of the gene GONST3, whose product is annotated as golgi nucleotide sugar transporter 3. Lineage: Eukaryota; Viridiplantae; Streptophyta; Magnoliopsida; Lamiales; Phrymaceae. The record is from RefSeq and is a predicted model, not a curated record.
UUAGCUCCUAUUUGUUUUUUCUCUUUCCCUUCUUCUUCUUCUUCUUCCCCAUCACGAUUCACAACCCCAAAUCCAGCACCCAUCCAUCGCCGUUCGCCACCACAACCUCCCUUUCCCCUCCGCCCCCACCGACGGCCCCUCUGCCGGAGCCGCCCACCCCCUUUCUACUCACCUUCAACUCCGCCACUUACCGACACAAAUUAACAAGAUCCAGUGUCCAAAUCUCCCUACGGCGGAGAAAAAAAUAGCUUCACCGACACUGCUCUCUGCAAAGGCACGUUUCCACUGUAUGUAAAUCACACCAGCCUCAGGCUUUUUCAGCCACCCAAACUUCACCGACAGCGGCGCGUGGCAUCAAAUUUGAUAGAUCAAAUGUCCAACGAUGCUGAAAAUCCGAAAGAGGGAAAUCCCAUAUCCGAUUCGCAAUCGAUCUCUCCUGGACAUCUAUCAUUCUGGUACAGCAGCUUGCUCCAGCAAGCCUCGGUUUACGGAAUUGCCGCCGGUUACUGCCUUUCCGCCUCGCUUCUCUCGAUCAUCAACAAAUGGGCGGUCAUGAAAUUCCCGUACCCAGGAGCACUCACCGCUAUGCAGUACUUCACAAGCGUCCUCGGAGUUGUACUCUGUGGGUGGCUCAAGCUGGUGGACCACGAUAAGCUCGAUCUUCUUACCAUGUGGCGCUUUUUACCCGCCGCGGUUAUAUUCUAUCUCUCUCUAUUCACAAACAGUGAGCUCCUACUCCACGCAAAUGUCGACACAUUCAUCGUUUUCCGCUCCGCAGUUCCGAUAUUCGUUGCAAUAGGCGAAACCCUCUAUUUGCACCAGCCUUGGCCUGCGUUAAAGACAUGGCUUUCGCUCGCCACUAUCUUCGCUGGCAGUGUGCUUUAUGUCAUAACGGAUUAUCAAUUCACACUCACUGCUUAUAGCUGGGCUUUGGCUUACUUAGUGAGUAUGUCGAUAGAUUUCGUUUACAUUAAGCAUGUGGUGAUGACUAUUGGUUUGAACACGUGGGGUCUUGUGCUGUACAACAAUCUCGAGGCUUUGAUGCUGUUUCCUGUGGAGUUGCUUAUAAUGGGGGAGCUGAAGAAGAUUGAGCACGAUAUUUCGGAUGAAUCUGAUUGGUCUUCGUUUCAGGUUGUUUUGCCUGUUGGAUUAUCGUGUCUGUUUGGUUUGGCGAUCUCGUUUUUCGGAUUUUCUUGCAGAAGGGCGAUUUCUGCUACGGGGUUCACUGUUCUUGGCAUAGUGAACAAACUGCUUACGGUUGUGAUAAAUUUGAUUAUUUGGGAUAAACACUCGACUCUUGUGGGAACUUUGGGGCUUCUGAUUUGUAUGGGUGGUGGCAUAUUGUAUCAGCAAUCGACUAGCAAUAAACCGAAGCCUGCAAAGGAAGUAGUGGCUCAAGAGAGUGAUGAGGAAAAGCAGAAAUUGCUUGAAUUGCAAAGCAUUGUGGGGAAUGAUGGUGAUGAAAAGCAAGGUGCUGGAGUAGAAGGAAAAUCAUAGUUCAAUUUCUUGGGAAGUUUCAAUGUAAUUGUUUGUUAUAUUUCCUUUUUGUUUUUGUUUCUUUUCUUCUUUUCUUUUGACUUUCUAUACCUAGUUGAUUCAUUUGGGAAGUCGAAUUUGUUAAAUCCAACAGUCGACGAAUUUUAUAGUAGGAAUUGUUCCAUCUCGGA